Clunio marinus is the source of this 213-nucleotide messenger RNA. The record is from the annotation of a GenBank genome assembly. NCBI's taxonomy places the organism in Eukaryota, Metazoa, Arthropoda, Insecta, Diptera, Chironomidae.
AUGUGUUUUAUUCCUUCUCUUCUCACCGUUACAUCAUUUGCUGUUAUGUUAUGUGAUGUUUGUAAUAUGUUUUUAGUUUCAAGGGUGACAAUUGACUUUUCAAAAGGUGGCUUGAUGCGAAACAAAAGGAAUCAAACGAGGAAGGAAGAUACAAAAACAGAAGUUGUCAAGAACAAUAAAAGGUAUGAAUGGCGUAAUGUCUUAAGGAAUUGA